AUGGCGUCGCUUGGCACGCCACUGCCGCAGUUCCAUGAGGCCAAGUCGUCGGCGACCACGCUGCUAUGGCAGGUCUACCACCACCGUCCGCGGACCCAGCGGACCAAGCUGCUGGCGCUGGCCUCAAUUUCUUUUCUCCUGUUCUUCUUCCUGUUGAUUCGGUCGUCCAGGACACCGGACCCUGACUACUGGACAAAAUUCCCCUCGCGCCAUCCCUUUCCCAACCGACCGGAGGAUGCGCAACUCGUGAUGCCCCGGCCCGACAUUUCCGUCAACGGUUCCCUGCCUCAAGACCUGUCCAAGGCCAAUCCCCAAUUUCAUGUCUUGGUGCCGGCCGAAGAUUCCUCCCGUGGCGUCUGCCGGACCAUGACGUCGGCCAUGAUUCUCGAAUAUCCGCCGCUGAGCAUGAUCGGCUGGGGGCUGCCGCCAUCACCCGGCGCGACCGCCCUCGAGCAAACGGUGCAGCGCAUCACCCGCAUGCGCGACUAUCUCAGGGACAGCCAUUACAUCCACGACCGUGACAUCGUCCUGAUCGUCGAUGGCGAGGAUGUCUUCUUCCAAUUGCCCCCGCGGGUUUUGUUACAGAGAUUCCAGAAUAUCCUGCGGACCACCAACCGGAAACUGGCGAAGAAAUAUGGGUAUGCCGAAUUGCCGACAGAGGGCCCGGAUGCCCAGCCCGAGCUGGUACAGAAAUACGAGCAGAGAGUCCUUUUCGGUGCCAGCAAGGAAUGCAUCCCCAGUCUACACAACGACUCCGGCUGCGUGACGGUGCCGCAGUCGUCUUUGCCUCCGGAUGUGUACGGCUGGAAAACAGACGAAUCCCGCGACGGAACCCGCAAUCGGCCCCGGUGGCUGAACCCGGGCGCAGUGAUGGGCCAGGCGGCGGAUGUGCGACUCAUCUACGACGAGAUGCUGCAGCAACUGGAGAGCGACGGCAGCAAUAAAACCGACGAGCACUAUAUCCUGACGCAGAUGUACGGGCGACAGGAAGUCUUGCGGGAACUGGAGCGUCGCCGGACGACCAACCGCGCCAAGGACUGGCUCUAUCGCACGAUUGGCAUCUCGGAUGCGAACAAUAUCACCGGGGUGAAUGCCCGACUGGAGACGGGCCACCGGUACGAGUAUGGGAUCGGAGUUGACUUCGAGUCGCAAUUGUUCUUCAACCAGAUUCUGUCUCGUCACGACGUUGCUUGGGUCAAGUACAGCAAUAUCAGCAGGAUGUCGACUCUACAGAUGGAACACAGAGUCCCGCGCGAGCAUCGUCUCCUGCUACCAACCGAGCUGGCCGAAUGCGCCAAUCCAUUCGUCCAGACGCGCUUCGCCAAGGACGAAGAGAUGGCCCCGCCCUACAACGAGACCCUAGACAAACUCCCCGAUCCAAACGAGCGCUCCUGGGUCAACGUCCCACUCAUGACCAACCCGCACUCGGCCUCGAUUCCGGCACUGGUCCACCUGAAUGGCGACAAGAAGCUGCGCGGCAUCUGGUGGGAGAAGAUGUGGUUCUUUCCCUGGGCCCGCGCCCUGCUGCGCAAAUACGUCCGCAACUCGCGCGGGUUCGACUCGGCGCAGUCGGCCCUGUUAGGUGGGCAGGACUGGUGGGAUACACGCGGUGGCCGCGGUGGAAUCUGGACCGAUGAAGAGGAGUGGAUCCCGCUGUAUGAAGUGUGCCAGGGCGAGGAGCGCGAUCUGUUCGAUGAUGAUUUGGGGCCGUUCGGGAAGGAGAACGGUGAUCCGCUGAAGCCGGUCUACAAUCAGUUUGGAACCCUGAUCAAGGGGGAGAAGAGGAGACGCUAA
This is a messenger RNA of Penicillium riverlandense, 1794 nucleotides long. Its product is annotated as glycosyltransferase domain-containing protein. The coding region runs from base 1 to 1794 and encodes 597 amino acids. The transcript is spliced from 2 exons. The record is from RefSeq and is a predicted model, not a curated record. Lineage: Eukaryota; Fungi; Ascomycota; Eurotiomycetes; Eurotiales; Aspergillaceae.